Messenger RNA from Ipomoea nil (Japanese morning glory), 1257 nucleotides. Its product is annotated as serine/arginine-rich splicing factor SR45a. NCBI's taxonomy places the organism in Eukaryota, Viridiplantae, Streptophyta, Magnoliopsida, Solanales, Convolvulaceae. Gene Ontology annotation, molecular function: RNA binding. Gene Ontology annotation, biological process: positive regulation of mRNA splicing, via spliceosome. The coding region runs from base 101 to 1150 and encodes 349 amino acids. The transcript has 7 exons. Gene Ontology annotation, cellular component: spliceosomal complex. The record is from RefSeq and is a predicted model, not a curated record.
ACCCGUGCGGAUCCAGACUAUUCGAGAGUCUUCAUAUCUCAGAGCCUCAGACGUCCCCCCGGAAGAAGAGAACUGUGUCGUUCUACGAAAGCUAAUUAACAUGUCGUACUCCAAAAGAUCAAGGUAUUCACGCUCUCCUUCGUACAAGCAUUACAGCAGAUCUGUCUCAAGGUCACUCUCUAAGUCCCCAUCUGUAUCAAGGAGCCCAUCAAGGAGUCGGUACUCAAGUGAUGCUGAAAAUCCUGGGAAUAAUUUGUAUGUAACUGGACUUUCAACCCGAGUGAGACAGAAGGAUCUUGAGAAGCAUUUUUCUUCUGAGGGAAAGGUUGAAGAUGUUCAUCUUGUUAUUGAUCCAUGGACCAGAGAAUCACGUGGAUUUGCUUUUGUGACAAUGUCCAAACUUGAAGAUGCUGAUAGGUGCAUCAAGUAUUUAAACCGGUCUGUGCUUGAAGGUCGUGUUAUCACUGUUGAGAAGGCUAGGAGGAGAAGAGGCCGCACACCUACUCCCGGGAGGUAUCUUGGAUUGAGAAUAGAUCGCGAGCGACGUUCACCAAGUUAUUCCAGGAGUCGCUCUCCCCGAUAUUCUUCUGAGCGAGACAGGAGCAGGAGCAGGAGCAGAUCAUACUCCCCGUAUUAUAGGCGCAGGCGCAGAUCAUAUUCACCACAUUACAGUCGCCGGAGCCGCCACUCUUACUCUCCAUAUGGCCGUGGUAGAUCCUACUCGAGAUCUGUGUCCCGCUCCCCAUCCAACUCUCCUUACUACUCUAGGUACCGUUCUCCUGAUGAUGGCUACUACUAUAGGAGGAGCAGUUACCGCUCCCCUGAUGAUAGAGAUUAUUAUUACCGAAGAAGCCAACGGUAUCGCUCAAUCUCCCGGAGUAUCUCACCACCCAGGUAUCGAAGGUACAGGAGAAGUUACUCACCCAGCGUAUCUCCAAGGCGCCGCAGAAGAAGCUACUCGAGAAGCGUCUCCCCGCCAUCAAAGGACUUGAGAGGCUCCUAUCGCAGCAUUUCUCCGAGUCCCAGGAAGAGUUCUAGGAGAAGUGGUUAUGAUAGUUGCUCUUCUAGAAGCCAUUCUAGGAGUGCAAGUCCAUCUUCAAGAUCUCAUUCCAGAUCUGUUAUGUCCGAUUCUGCCUCCCCUUCGCCAUGAAAACCCCCCCACUUCAUCUGUUGUAGGCAUGUCUUUUUCUUAGAUGGUUGUGGACUGAGACUAGUGUGUAUUGAGACUUAAAGAGCUUAACCCCACUUUUAUUUACU